AUGUCCUCGGGCACAUUUGCUUAUGUGGCAGUCAAAGCUUCAAUACAUGCCUCAGACAGUGCAGUUUUUGGUUUGAACGAAGCUGAAAUCAAGGCUCUUGUAAAAAGGUUUUCAGACUAUCAGAAGGAAAUUAUUAAUGGGGUAUUACUAAAAGCAGCCCCUUUGGAGGUUGUUAAUGCUUUGGGACAAUUAGGCUAUAGGGUAGUGGCCACUACAGGAGAGGCUGAAGUUAUAUGGACCAUGCAAAGAGACAUUUAG
Messenger RNA from Ceutorhynchus assimilis (cabbage seed weevil), 258 nucleotides. The record is from the annotation of a GenBank genome assembly. Lineage: Eukaryota; Metazoa; Arthropoda; Insecta; Coleoptera; Curculionidae.